AUAAUCUGAGAAGUAUCAGUUACGGACAGAAAUCGGGGACAUUCAAUAAAGGCUUACACAACGGAACAGUCAAACUAUCUUGAUAGACCAGAAUUCUAUUCGCACCGUGUUCCAACAUGGUGGACGAAUGAAACCGAAAGACGCUUUAAAGGCGCUUUCAAUUUACUCUAAAUAACAGUCCAACAUGAAACGUCGUUCGGAUGUAUCUGAGGCUGCAGCAUCAAAGAAAACUCGAAAAGAUAGCUCUGUAACACAGAAAAGCUUUGCAGUCCAACCUGUGGAAGCUUUUCGAGGAAGACUUCCUUUUUAUCGACAACCAAUCGAAGUGGGGCAUUUCUCUUUAGACGAUCAUAGAAGGUUUCACGAUGAUAAGAGACAAUUGAAGUAUUUUAGUCCUCCGCGUGAUAUAAACUUCGACCUCAGGGCUGGGUAUGAAGACUUUGUGAAACGGAACGAAGAUGUAAAAGAAGGGUUGGAAAACUUGUUGCAGUGGGUACAAUGUCACCACGAGAAGUUUGAAAUCGUUCAAAGUCCCACGAGCGAGACUCCUCCAGAAGGUAAAACUCAACUCUCCAGGUGAGAUUAUUUAUAUUUUAACAAACAAGUGUCUUCCUAGGAAAUUUGCAGAGAAGACGUUUUUCUUUCCCAUCUGAACCUCCAAGUAGGCUAAGAUUCCUACACAGCCUUGUGCUAUUGUAAACCGAAUAGGUAUUCCUAGAGGUAACCUAUUGUUUUCGCCAUCUGUCUAAGAACUUUAUGUGUAAUGAAAUUUGGAGAUAUGCGGAAAUCGCACCACUCCAAGUAGCCAGGUACGACGGUUUUUUUUUUUUUUGCAAGGGGGUCUACUCUUUUUCCAUAAGAGGAUUUUAUUUUCUUACUGGUGCCAAAAGAAAACUGACCUUUAGGAUUCCUCAGGGGGGUGGGUGUAGAUAAAAAGCUGAGUAUUUAAUGUCACCAAGAAGCCAAACUUUACUACUGACUUGGCUUUGGGUGUUAAUUUACCAAAUAUUGUAAUUACAAAGAAUUUAUCAAAAGCAAAUUGACCUAGCUUGCUUCAUUAACCCUCAAAUUAUAUAAUAAAUUAUCAUAGUGUAAGGCAAUUUUUUUCUGAUCACUGGAUGAUUUGUGAAUCAAAUUUCUUUUGGAACACAACAAUUUUGCAUUUUCAGACCUCAGACUUUCAUUCAAGGAACUUGUUUUGGUCGUGAUUCAAAAUAUAUUUUUUCCAGUGAAAAGUUUGGUAUCUAGGGCAUCAGAUCAAAACACAUCUUCCUAUUUUUUCAGCUUACACACAGAUUUCAUAACAUGGAGGGGGCUCUUGACAAAGAUAAUGUGCACACCCUAUGAAACAAGAGAAUCUUGGCAAAUGGCAGCUGUGCUACACAAUGGAACAAUCUACAUUAUGGAGAUAGAAACUGAGGAAAACAGGGACAAGCGGGAGAACAUGGAAGAAAGACACAAAGAGAUGUGCUACUGGGGUCAUAACUUUGAAAGCUAUGUUACAUCCCUGGUAGACAAACGUCAUCAUAAUAAAAAUGAGGAAAAAGCCAAGGAAAGCCAUGCUAUUAAUGAUAGUGAGGAAUUUGUCACUGUAAUCAGGGCUAGGCUUAAUAAACACUCAUUGGUUUUUGGUGCUGAAGUGGACUGCUGCACCAAGGUAUAUUUUGUUUUAGUGCAGGGUUUUUGUGAAAAUGUUAGUACUAAAUGCAUGAUCUGAACUCAGUGUGCUUUCUCAGUAAGCAUGUUUGUAACACACCCUCCUGGAGGGGUUGGGGAGGCUUACUCUGCUGGAAAAAAUUGAAACCCUCUAAAACAUGAAUUGCAGCAUUCUGGGGCAUAUUUGAGUACUGGUAAUUCUGUUUAGCCAGACUUUUAUGUUGAAAUCAGUUCAAAAAUACUUAUUUUCUGUCUUUGCUCACAAUUCACCAAGUAGCUCAGGGACCAAAUGGUCUGACAGCCAGCAGGUUUCCACUGCCUGCCUACUGGAUUCUAAUAACAACCCUGUCGAUGAUAUCUUAGUUGUGUAACAUACAACCAAGUAAAGAAAUAGAGAAAGAUGUUUUUACUGUCUUUUUUACAAGCAUGGGACGAAGAAAAAAUCUGAGUACCCAUGAGGAGCCGAACCUCAGACUUUCAGAUUCUGUAAAGAAAUGAUCUUUGCAUGUAAGCUCCAAUUUGAAAAAUUACAGAUAGGAAGCCUGAAAAAAAAUUAAGGUUUUGACAGAAAGGGAAUCUGUGCCUCCCAGAUACCAGUUGGGUGCCAUUACUAACUUAACUAUGAAGCCACAUGUUGGGAGGGAGGCAAAUUUUAGUGGGUUCUUCAUUCUUGCAAAGGAAUCUGAUCAACCCUUUACACCCUAACAUAGCUAUUCAUAUUCUCCAUACUUUUCUCUACACAUUUCCCAAGGUGCUUACAAGGAGAAUUUGUUUAACAAUCGAGAGCUUCUUUAGUUGGUGAUCAUUUCCUUUAUUCCUCGGGGAUGAUAUUGUAAGGAGAAAUUAGCUACUUAUCAUUCUUAGGGGUUAAAGGGUUAAUAAUUACAUCACAGCUUAAAAUUUAAAUUCCAUGUUUUCUUGUAGGAUAAUGAAGAAGCCCCAGCAAAUUAUAUUGAAUUGAAAACCUCCUUGAAACCUCACAACCACCACCACCACUACACCUUCAAACGCUUCAAACUGCUCAAGUGGUGGGCAGUCUUAUUUGGCUGGUGUGCCAAAAAUCAUUUGUGGCUACAGGGAUCACAGUGGCCAUGUGAAAGAAUUGCAAACAUACAACACUCUGGCCAUACCUAGACUUGCACGAGACGAGGAGGAUCUCUGGGAUUCUUCCAUUUGUUUGAACUUUCUGGACAGAUUUCUUGACUGGGUGAAGACAGUGGUUAUAAAAAGUGGACCAAGGGUGAUGUACAUGUUCUCCUGGAGAGAGCCAUUUGAAGACGUGACAGUUACAGAGAAGUCUGAUGAACUGCACUGUGUCCUCCCAGACUGGUAUUUGAAAACUUUCACAAAUACUGCCUCUCCAUAGCUACAGUUGAAAUUUUCCCAUUUUACUACAGAGCUUCUUUAUUCUUCUUUUUAGGAUCAUUAUCAUGUGCAGCAUACAUUUUGUAGUCGCUGAUACACUGGAUAGAGAUUUAUUUGUUGGAUAGCAUUAUCUGCCCUUUAUGCAACUGGGCCCUAAAUUUCAAAACAGGGGGAGGGGAAGGAGCCUUAUCAAAAACUUGAACUUCAAAACAGGGGAGGGGGGGCUUAUGAGAAACCUGAAUUUCAAAACAGGGGGAGAGGUAGGCUUAUUAAAAACCUGAAUUUCUUAAAGGGAGAGAGGGCUUUACAAUAAAAGGGGGGGGGGCAUACAAGGUGUUUGUAGUUCACAAAGUUCAAAUAGUUAUCAAUCACAAACAAAGGAGUGUACUCAGAACAAAUGAAAUUGUUUUUAACCAUCCAGUUAUUCUGUUUAGUUUUAAAUAAGGUAAUUAUUAUUUAAAUAUGAAAAAACUAGUCAUUGUAACAUAGUAAAGUUGAGUUAGAUUAUUUAUAUUCUUAUCGUAGUUAUAUGGUAUUGAUCUUCUCAGUAUUUUAUAUAGAGAAUAACUGUUAACAUUGCCAAUUUGUUCCCUAUCAUUACCA
Messenger RNA from Pocillopora meandrina, 3624 nucleotides. Lineage: Eukaryota; Metazoa; Cnidaria; Anthozoa; Scleractinia; Pocilloporidae. The record is from the annotation of a GenBank genome assembly.